UCUUUUGUUAAACACUAGUUCGGCUGAUAGACGUCAACAAUGUGUUCACGGGAAAUAAAAUGAACGUGAAUUUUCGACAACUGUUUUUUUAAAACAAAAUGUUAGACUAUAUGAGAGAUGAGAACCGUUUUUGAUAUCCGCAAAACUAUUUAUUAUACAUAGUAUUUAUGAUAGAAAAUAAUAUAAAGAAAAAACUAGUCGUUCUUAAGUUUUGGACUUAUCUAAGUUUGACUGUUUUCCAACCAAGACUAUGCACGGAUGACUAUUAAACAGGAAGUGAGCCGUUAAUUCUGUGUGUGCCAGUGCUGUUUUUUUUAUUCAAAUUUCGAAAUGUGUAACGUAAAUCAGUAUGUCAGUUGGAAACAAUGGUGGAUCAUUUUGGCUAUGAUAUCGACCACGAUAUCAGGGUAUCGACAGCAACCGUCAAACAUUGUGUUCAUCAUGGUGGACGAUAUGGGGUGGAACGACGUAUCAUUCCACGGAUCAGAUCAGAUUCUGACCCCAAACAUUGAUAGUUUGGCCUAUCAGAGCGCUAUACUGCACCACUACUACAGCGAAGCGAUUUGCACACCCGCACGAACUGCACUACUCACGGGGAAAUACCCCAUGCGAUUGGGGAUGCACGGUCUUCCCCUGUUCAACUCAGAAGAUCGAGGAAUACCAUUGACGGAGCGCCUUCUGCCUUCGUACUUGAAGGAACUGGGAUACGCGACACACUUGGUGGGCAAGUGGCAUGUGGGCAUGUCCAGGCCAGAGUACCUGCCCACUUCGAGAGGUUACGACCAUCACUACGGCAUGAGAGGAGGUUAUAUCGACUAUUACACGUACAACAAAGUUGAAACAUGGCCAAAUGGACGACUAAUGUUCGGUCUCGAUCUUUACGAUGAUGAAAUACCUCAGGAGACCGAACACCGGUACAUUGUAGACGCACUCACCGACAAAGCAGUCAAAAUAAUCCAGUACCACAAUACAUCUCAGCCGUUGUUCCUGCAUGUGACACACAACGCCCCGCACGCUGCUAAUGCUGGCGCUGCACUACAGCCACCUCUCUACUCUCCCGUGAAGAAUGACUACAUCGCAAACUCCAAUAGGCGCCUUUAUUCUGAGGUGGUUAAGCAAAUAGACCGAAGUGUUGGCAAAAUUGUUGAAGCACUAGGAGACAAGGGGAUCCUUGAGGACACCAUCAUUGUAUUUGUAUCUGAUAAUGGAGCCCCCACUGUUGGAGAAUUGAGAAAUUGGGGAGUAAACUUACCACUGAGAGGAAAGAAGAACACGCCUUGGGAAGGUGCAGUGAGAGUCCCUGCGUUUAUUUGGCAGGCUUCACUCAGGCCAAAGGUCUGGCAAGGACUGAUGCAUAUUUCAGAUUGGCUCCCCACAUUAGUAACAGCGGCUGGAGGCAGAGCCCCAACUGGUAUAGACGGAGUCAAUCAAUGGGAUUCCAUUAUGUUUGAUGGAGUAUCCAAACGCAAGGAAGUCCUAAUAACUAUUGAAGAUAGCAAUACUAAUGCUUGGGCCUCUUAUAGAGCUGGCGACUACAAAAUUAUAGUAGGUAAUGUUACCGGUGUUAGCAAUGGAUAUUACGGAGCAGAAUUGAUGGCGAACAAAAUGCCUCCUCCAGAAUAUUUUCCUGCAUUGGGAAAUAGUGUCGUAACUAGAGUUUUUGGAGAUAUUGGAAGGUAUUUAGACUUUGACGUCGUAAGGGCUAUGAGGAAGGCAGCUACGAUUAGAGCUGAUGAAACUAAGAGGGAUGCCACUCCUUGUGUGCCCACACCCACUCGUGGCUGUUUGUACAAUGUAAGACAAGACCCGACUGAGAGCCGAGACUUAUGGACUCGAGCUAACAAGAUAGCCACAUUGUUGACUAGCCGGCUUCGGGCACUCUGGUCUUCACAAUUGAGGAGAGGACCACUCAGACUGCAAGAAGCUGCAGACCCUGCGAAUAACCACUAUGUGUGGCAUCCUUGGAUCUGCUGCAAUGAAACUCGCACCAAUUCAGUAACGAAUGAUAAGAAAACGAUCGAUAACUUCGAUUUUUCAUUUAAUUUUAACCAGGAAAGAAUUGUUAAUAGAAACACUACGUUAGCUUCAGUUAUCAACUGUGAUCGUACGACUGGCUUACGGAACUUCUUGUGUAUUUUGAGAAGUAUAUUUUAGUACCUUGUAAUAUCAAUCAAUCUUCGUUUUCUUUGAGAAGGUUGGUUCAAAAUGUUCUUAAAGACUUUUGUGCUAUGCUUGGAUCUUAUGUGCGUUAGUCAUGAUGUGAGAUGUUUACUGAUGUUUUGUGAAAUGGUUCCAGAUUGAUUUCAAAGAAUAUUUGUAAAUAUGUGUAGUUAGGUAUAUGUUUUUUAACAACUGUUUGAGUAUUUUUGUUAUUUGACCGUACUUACGACGGUAUUAGAGUACGUAGCAUUACGGUCCUGUAAAAUCCUUAGUUUUGUAUAAAGUUCUUAGUUUGGAAGUGUAGCAUAUUUUUAACUAUAUUAUUUUUAUCUUUUUUUUGUUAUUUAUUGUAGAUAAUAUUAUAAAUACUAUUAUAGUAACAAAGAUGGAAUGUUUAAAUAUUUGUACAACUUGAAGAACUUUCAUAGAUUUUUCUAUUUACGUUGUAAGAAGUAUCUACCUAAUUAAGAAUUGAUUUUAUUAUUAUAACCAUUCGGACACAACCAAUAACACAGGCUGGGCCCCUAAGUCAGACCAGUUUGGGGCCCGUAAAGCUUGUGCCCACAACUCUUUUGACCCGUUAGCCGAUAGAACGAUUGUCGACGAUUGACCAAUGAAAACAACCCAGUGUGAAUUCACACUAUUAUUUUCCAAAUUUUCCAUUUUCAUUCUUAAAAGGUAAGGUCUCAAAACUUUAUUUAUAUUAAAGUAUUUGUUGACGAUAUUUCUAAGUUAACUAUAUUAUUACUAAGUUCUAAUUCUAAUUGUCCAGUGAUUUAUUGUAUUAUAAUGAUAUAAGAAAUACCACUAAUAUAUCUAUUACUCUGUUCUAAUCUGUAUCUUUUAAAAUAAAGUGUGAUACUUAGUGUUAACUCUUAAAUGAAUAAAAUUUUAAUAUUUUUAAAACUAUA
Molecule: messenger RNA, 3071 nt
Organism: Spodoptera frugiperda (fall armyworm)
Lineage: Eukaryota; Metazoa; Arthropoda; Insecta; Lepidoptera; Noctuidae
Product: arylsulfatase B
Exons: 9
Coding region: 331-2154 (607 amino acids)
Source: RefSeq, a predicted model, not a curated record